Messenger RNA from Gavialis gangeticus (Gharial), 2399 nucleotides. RefSeq names its product leucine rich repeat transmembrane neuronal 2 (gene LRRTM2). The record is from RefSeq and is a predicted model, not a curated record. Lineage: Eukaryota; Metazoa; Chordata; Crocodylia; Gavialidae. Gene Ontology annotation, molecular function: protein binding. The transcript is spliced from 2 exons. The coding region runs from base 532 to 2082 and encodes 516 amino acids.
GAUCACAGCAUGCAUCACAAUGCUUUAAAACAGCAAAGCUUCUGGAAAACCCAAACAAAAAGGAACGUCACUGGGUGACGUCAGCCUAUAUACAGUUCUGUGUGGUCGCAGCACAUAAGCAAAUCCAUUCUUGUACCGUUUCCCUGAAAAGCUUUUCAGUAAAUGCACUCAUGCUACUACCGGAGCUUCUCUCAGCAAUAAGCCGCCCAUCUGCCAUCAACAAGUUAGGACUAAAAGAACCCACAGCUGCGGAAAAAGAAAACGUGAGCUUCAAUUAAACAGCUGAGCAGUCACAGGAGGAAAAACUUAUAUUAAGCAUUGAAUUACAGACCUGUCACAGGAAAUCAAGCCAGCAAAUUCAGAAGGAAUAUUUUAAAGAGAGCAUGGUGGAUUCAUUUUUGCACUAAUAUCGAAGGACACUAGAAAACAGUAAAUUAUUCAAAGGCUGUCUCUUACAUUAGAGCCUUUUACAGAUUCACUGCGUUGAGUCUAAAACUACGACUGAAUGCAACCUCCAAUGUACUCAAAAGAAUGGGCUUACAUUUCAAGUGGCCAUUAGGGGCUCCUAUGCUGGCAGCACUAUAUGCAAUGAGUAUGGUUUUAAAAAUGCUGCCUGCCUUGGGCAUGGCAUGUCCACCAAAAUGUCGCUGUGAGAAGCUGCUCUUUUACUGUGACUCUCAGGGGUUUCACUCAGUGCCAAACACCACUGAAAAGGGCUCUCUAGGUUUGUCACUGAGGCACAAUUAUAUUUCUGAACUUGAAAGGGAUCAAUUUGCAAGCUUCAGUCAACUUACUUGGCUUCACUUAGAUCAUAAUCAAAUUUCAACAGUAAGAGAAGAUUCUUUUCAAGGACUGUAUAAACUUAAGGAAUUAAUCCUAAGUUCCAACAAAAUCUUUCACUUGCCAAACACAACUUUUAACCAACUGCUUAACCUGCAAAAUUUGGACCUCUCUUUUAAUCAGUUAUCUUCUCUGCAUCCCGAGUUGUUCUAUGGCCUUCGUAAACUGCAAACCUUGCAUUUACGUUCCAACUCCCUGCGGACUAUCCCAGUCCGCCUCUUCUGGGACUGUCGUAGUUUGGAGUUUCUGGAUUUGAGCACAAAUCGCUUGCGAAGUUUGGCUCGCAAUGGAUUUGCAGGAUUAAUCAAAUUGAGGGAGCUUCACCUAGAGCACAACCAGCUGACAAAGAUUAAUUUUGCUCAUUUCCUACGGCUAAGCAGUCUGCACACGCUCUUCUUGCAGUGGAACAAAAUUAGCAACUUGACAUGUGGGAUGGAGUGGACCUGGGGCACCUUAGAAAAGCUAGAUUUGACUGGAAAUGAAAUCAAAGCCAUCGAUUUGACAGUUUUUGAAACAAUGCCUAAUCUUAAAAUACUCCUAAUGGAUAACAACAAGCUAACCACUCUGGAUUCCAAGAUCUUAAAUUCACUUACAUCUGUAACUACAGUGGGCCUAUCCGGCAAUCAAUGGGAAUGCAGCCCAAAGAUAUGUGCAUUAGCCACAUGGUUGAGUGGUUUCCAAGGUCGGUGGGAGCACUCCAUACUCUGCCACAGCCCAGACCACACCCAGGGAGAGGAUAUUCUAGAUGCAGUUUAUGGCUUUCAGCUUUGCUGGAAUUUAUCAACUAUUGUUACAUCCAUGGCUACGACUUACAGAGUUCCAACUACAGAGUAUACAAAAAGAAUAAGCUCGUCUAAUUUCCAUGUGGGAGACAAAGAAAUUCCAACUACUGCAGGCAUGAUCACUACCACUGAAGAAAAUUUCCCUGAACCAAACAAUGCCAUCUUCACUCAGCGGGUAAUUACAGGAACAAUGGCUUUAUUAUUUUCUUUCUUUUUUAUCAUUUUUAUAGUGUUCAUCUCCAGGAAAUGCUGCCCUCCCACAUUAAGAAGAAUUAGGCAGUGUUCAAUGAUUCAAAACCACAGGCAACUCCGAUCCCAAACAAGGCUACAUAUGUCAAACAUGUCAGACCAAGGACCAUAUAAUGAAUAUGAACCCACCCAUGAGGGACCCUUCAUCAUCAUCAAUGGUUAUGGACAGUGCAAAUGUCAGCAGCUGCCAUACAAAGAAUGUGAAGUAUAAUAUCUACAAGUCAUCAAAAAUUAAACCAGAUAAGUAACCUAUUUUAAAAUUGUAGGGGACCUACAUAAAAUUCUAAUUUUUACAAAUGCUGACAUAAAGCCUAAUUUUCCAAACUACUUAAUGGAAACAUUGUUUAUGGAGUGGUGCAGUAUUUUAAAGUUUUUUUUUAAAAUAAACCCAUAAUAUUUUCAGUGUUAAAGAAGCAAUGAUUACAUUAAAUUUGCACUCCUAAUGUUUGAAAGUCUAAAAAGAUGCUCACCUCAAGAUAUGUAAGAUGUUUCAUGUUAUGUAAUUAUAUGACUAUGUGUAAACAUUUA